UCUGUCAAAUCUUCAGUAAAAUGCCGGCUGCCGUCAUCCUCACGAGGCACUGCGCUGGAGUCAGCGUGCCAGCUGCCCGCCGGGCUUUACCCACCGUGUUCCUCCGUGUAAACGGCUCUUUCAGGAGGUUCCCUGCGGCGUAGAGGACUGCUCACCGGAACACUGCAUCUUCUGCAACCAUGCGUUUAUUUCCCUAUGCAACACCCUGCCCUGCAAAGACAAGUGGGUUGAAUGAAGUAAAAGUCGGAUGUAGAUUCCAAGGACCAAUGAGAAGGAGAAGCAGUAUCUAGAGCUAAUGGCCAGUUUAACCUAAAUAUUGCAGAGCUCUAUGGAUGGAUCUCUGGGACAUAACUGCAUCAGACGGCUGCUGGCAUGCUGUUCAACUUUGAAGGACAGUAAGGAACCUUUGUCUUCACCAGCUGCUGCAAAACUGCAUAGCACCUGAUAAAAUUUUUUUUUAAAAAACCUCGUAAGUAGAAGUUCUAUGCAACAGGAUAAGAGCAACAAGCUUUACAUAAGCUGGAUCUUUUCUGACCUUUGAUGUUCUGAGGGGUCAACUGCAAGGCCAAAAGGGAGAUAAUGAACCAAUCUAUAGGACUGUGUAUGCUGGACGUUACACCCCACCUUGCCAUUCUGUCUCUGUCUAAUACUUGCGCUGCUGUUUGAAUUUUCUUUGAACUCUUGAGGCCUGGACUGGAUGCUGGAAUCAGUGAUCCUAAAGGAGAAAUACUGAGAAUCUUGGCAUGCUUUGGAUGCCAUAUCAGUUUAUAACCAACAGAUUAUAUCUGGUACUACUGUGAUCAGUAGUACCAAGAACAGCCAAGCAGUAUAGCAUAAAGGUUUUUGACGUUUAUUACUUUUUUCUGGGAAAAAAUAACUCUUAGCUCAUCAUGUUUCUGAACUGUGGUCAACCGUUGCCUCUGCUUAGUGACAAGGACGUACCCCCUCGUGUUACAGAAAACUUCAUCCUGUCAGGCUACCGGUUCCCAAACUACAGCCUGAGGGACUGCUUGUGUUCGGCAUUCCGGCCUACCAAUGAAACAGGAAACUUCUGGACACACUUCCUACCCAUCUUCAUUUUUGCUUACUACUUUCUACAGAUGUUUAGUUGGGAUGGUGCACCUGAUUCCGACGCCCCGUUCUUUUACCCAAUGUGGAACUACUUUAUUGGGGUGUUUUUUCUGCUCCUGGCCAGCAGCAUGGCCCACCUGCUGAACUCAAUGUCUCUGGUCGUAAGGGAAGUUUGCUUCUUUGUUGAUUAUGGCACAAUCAGUGCCUACACAGUUGGCUCAUCAUUGGCAUACUACUACUACAUCCAUCCUCGGGCAGGGAUAGUGGAGAAAGAAGACAGGAACGGCUCCUAUUUGGACCUAAACCACAAGCAUAAAGGGUUUUUAUCACCUAAUGCCAUGCCGGAAUUCAACCUGUUCUUUGAGACCUACUACAUGCCAUGUGCAUGUGUUAUAGCAAUCAUAUGUGUUUUAUCCUGCUGUAACACUCGUCAGAGGUGGAGGGAGCAUCGCUACAUCAUACGGACUCUGGUUUUCCUACUGCCAUUCCUAAUCUCCUCCACACCGGUCUUCUACCGUGUCCUCACCAGAUCGCCUUACUCCACCACCACGCCUUCCUUUGCUGCCUCCACCACCAUGCCCAACUUCUUCUAUCGCCACUCUCUGUGGCUGCUGGUGUCGGCCUUGUUCAACAUCAGCAAGUUCCCAGAGAGGCUGGCCCCAGGUCGAUUCGACAUCUGGGGCCACAGCCACCAGUGGUUUCACUGCUGCACAUUUUUGUCCAUCCUCGACGAACUUCACAUGAUCCAGGCUGAGGUGAGAGCCAUCCUGCUCAAUCCUGAUUUCCUCUUACCCCCUACUGCGCUUUCCCGCCUACCUGGACCAACCGUUGCUUCUACCUACGGAGUGAUGCUCCUACUCCAGACUACCAUUGUCUCAAUCAUUGCGUGUUUCUCCUGGCAUGCAAACUGUAUCUACGGCCCUCAAAGGGACCAGCUAAAGAAACAAAUGAAAGUCGACUAACCAAACUAACUUUCUUUAUUACUGUGAAAGAUGAUUUGCACAUGCCUAAAAGGUAAGGGUGCACCAAUAAAUCGGGUCAGAUUUUCUUAAUUUUGGUGAGAUCGGUGAUCUGCUAACAUGAAAAAUCUAUCUUAACUACCUAUCUUAUCUAACUCCACAAAGAUCUGAAAAUCAACCAUUGUCCUCUUUUGCUCUGCAGUGAGAGGCGUGACUGACAGACCCCUCUACAAGUCACUUCUACUUGUGCAAAAUUAACAAUAGUCACCCUACCUUUGCCAACUUAGUGGCUUUGUCACUAUAUUUUGUGAAUUUUCAGACAAUCGGCCUAAAUCAGAAUUGACAGGUCAGGUAUUUUAAAGAUUGGUGAUUGGCUAUAAAACUACAAUUGGUGCACCCCUGCCAUGCCAUAAGAACUGCACAAAAAACAUUAUUGUCCAUGUGAUUUAAAGUCUCAUGCAUCCUGAGCCCAUCUGGGCCCAUUAUGAUACUUUCAUAGGGAGAAGUAGGAGAUUGGAGGAGAUGACAGGAUUAUGUCUGGGCUCGCUACAUGGAAGCUGUCUUGUUGAGUGGAUAUUUAAAGUCCUUGCCAGCUUUUUUUCCCCGAGAACAGCUUCCUCAUUCAAUAUCUAAAAAGUGGGCUGGACACUUGAGAAUAGAGGUUGAUAUUUGAUUAUGAGUCUGCAGGAACUCUACAUGUAGUUCUAACUACAUGUUGGGAGAAAAACCCAGAAUCUCUAGAUUCUGGGUUUUUCUCCCAAUUGUUCUCAUCAUGUCCAACUUUUUGUUGCACUGUUUUUUGUUUUUUUUUUCUGCUAUGUAUUUGAUUUUCCUCAGCUUUGAAAUUAACGAGACCCAUUGUCUUGCUUUGUUGUUUCCUUUUAUGGCCUUGGUUAGCUACUCCAGGAAGUCUUAUUUCCUCUUUCUUAGCCCUGCAGCAGGAAGUUGCACGGUUUUAAGGGCAUCAGCUCAACAGCUGAAACUUUGUAUGAGUCUUACUAUGAAGCACUUUCAGGGAGACAGUCAGACUUACCCUAUCUUUUAAAAAAGCCAUGCUCAUGUUUGAAUCUGAAAGGAUGAAAAUUGUUUGAUAAGCAUGUUAUGAUGUCCUGUAGAUAGCUUAUUUAGAUUAUUAUCUAGCUUAUUUAGAUGUGAAACUCAUUCAUGGUACAUUUGAUGCAGUUGCUGCUUGUAUCCAGCCUUUAAUCAUAUUUAGAAACCACUCAGUAUCUUUGUCCUGGCAUCUUCUUUUCUUUUACUUAUCUACCACUCUUUUAGGUUAUUAAGAAUGAAGCUAAGGUUGUUUUCUACUUGGAGGCUCUCUGAACUUUUUCUUGCCUUUGAAUGUAGAGCAAACUUUAGUUGCUGAAAAUGGCUGCAUUUGUUGUCCUUCAUUUGCUAAAAUGUGAAGGGAUAGUUUGGUGUACAGGGAUUGUUUCUCCUGAGGCAGGUUUUCUGGAGAAUUUAUCAAUGGUUAGGUGCAGUAGAUGUUUUCUUUAUUGAGCUUUCAUUGAAAAGAUUGGGCCUGGACCAAAUUGGGGUCUGGACCAAAACAGAUGUCUACCACUGUAGAACCUCUGCAGAGGUUAAGAUUUUAUGGUGGUUCAACGUUAUUUUGCAGGCAUCUCUUUAUUAGACAGUUGGUUCCAAAUAAUUUUUUUUACAACACACAUUGUGGAGGUUCCAGUCUUUAACAAUGACAUUCCCAGAAAAAAAAAGAAUGUGAGGAGGCUAUCUGGCUAGACAAACAGUAAUCUGGUGUGCAAAAACAAAUGUGAAAAUAUUUCAGUUCCUUAUGUUAAAUUGACAUUGAUCUAGUAAUACUGACUUAAAGCACAGGUGUCAAACUCCAGUCUUCAAGGGCCGAUGUCCUGCAGUUUUUUGAUGUCCCACAGGUACAAAACACUGGAAUGAAAUGGCUUAAUUACCUCCUUAAAGAUAAGUUCUCCAGUGCUAAUGACCUUAUUAUUCUAUUCAGGUGUGGUGCAGCACAGGCACAUCUAAAAGUUGUAGGACACCGACCCUUGAGGACUAUAGUUUGACACCCCUGACUUAAAGCACUUUACACAUUUACCUUAUCACUGUCACAGUCAUUCAUAGGUAUAGAUCGGUAAGCACUGGUAGGGGUUAAAGCACAUCAAUAUGUGGCAGUAGGAACCUGGAAUCAAACACACAACUUUCCCAUUGCAAGACACUAUUAAAUCGCAUUCAACUUUACAUUCCAUUUUGCAAAACAAGUUUCUUUCUAUUAUAGGCUGUAGGCUAUUAUGCCCUUUAUUGUAAAUAAUUCUACAUUUCUAUGUAAAUUAACCUCCAUUGCAAAUUUAGCAUUAAUUAGCAUGAAAUUUUCUGCCGCUGUUUUACAAUGGUAGGAAUCCCCACAAUUGCUAAUCUUUGUUUUUAUCUCAGCUGAAGUCAGUUAAGAGGUUAACUACUGCAGGUAAAACAGUAACUAGUGAUAUUCUCUCCACAUAACCACACUUUAUGUCAUUUUAACAGUGUAUUUAAAAGACAGCACAUGUCAUCAGUCUUCAUGUCUUAAUAAUGUAGCUCAGAGAAAAUGAGUGGACGUGUUUUUUACAAGCCUGACUCGUAUUUUUCGGUUGAUUUUUAAGUCCAUGGUUUGCAAAUGACACUGGCGUGAUCUGAGACUGUGAUAUUAGGAAAAUAGAAUGUUAACCUCAUUUUAGCUCGCACUGAAGGCACCUUUAUGGGACUGCAAUGAAACAGGUUAGGCCUUGUUCCUCUACUGGAAGGUCAUGUUCUGUCUGAGUUAAUCUGGUUUUUAAACAUUAAACAGUUUUAAUUUAUUGCAUUAUUGCCCAGUUUAGGAUUGGUUUUAAACUGCAUCAGUUUGUGUUGAUGAUGAAGCUGGAAAAGAUAAAAUGUGUAGAGUUAGCUCUGGAAGCUAACAGCUACCAGGGUUCUUCUGAAUAAAACAAAGCCUUGCAUUAACAUUUAAAAACUGACUAUUUACAGAAUAGACAUACAACAGAAAACAAGUUGUAUUUUUUCUGAUGUCUUCUUCGACUGCAUGUCUGCUUCUGUGUAAUAAAUUCUAUGUUUUGCCAUCUGAAAAAAUCUGAUGGCUUGGAAUGUUCUCCAUCAAUCCUGUAAUCCUGCCAUGCAUUCAAGAACACUCAGUAACACAGGAAGUGAAAAUUGGAUCCAUUCCAUUCUCUCAUGAAACACAACCUGACAACAGAACUGUCUGCAUGGUUAAAGAUGUGUUUUCUGCUAUAUCUUCACAGAUGCAACAUUAUAGCUAAUUCUUACUAAUGUAUCAUAUUAAUAAUAUCUUAUAAUAUAGUUGAUUGAUGUUUGUUUAAAUAUAGAAAUUAUAUUCUGCACAUUUACUUACAAUCACUUGCACAUGAGAAAAUAAGAAGUGGAUGCUGAUAGUUUUCCAAAAAUGUGCUAUAAAGCACUUUAAAGUUUCUGCAAAGCUGAGAAAAAAGGUUUUAUACCUUAUUUUUGUGCUUGUAUUAAGAGACAUGUGGAUUGUUUGAACAUCUCAAGAGUCAGAAUAUCAACCUGGCAGUAACACUGCUUGAACAACACAAGGUGGCAAUAAUGGCCCAAAGUGUCUCCCAUAGUGUUUCCCAGCAGGCUGCUAAGUUUGUAUAUGAUUGAUAAUCAAGCUUAUUAGUCAUUUUAUUCACUUAUGUUGGAAACCAUGAUAGCUGACAAUACUUAUGUUUCAAAUUCUAAGCGAAGAUUUGAAAUGUUGCAAAAGAAAACAAACAAAAAGCAAUGUAAAAUGUGAAUUCGGUUUCCAUCUUGUAGUUAGAAGUGAAUCAACCAGACUAAUUUAAUCAGUUGUUACUGCUGGGUAAACGUAAUAAACAAGAUCUAGUGGUUGCAAACUGGCAUGGACUAUACAUGUCAAAAAAAUGGAGAGUCCUCCCCUCCGAUAUGAAGGUUUGAAGUUAGAAAUUUCUCACUUACCUUGAUGAAGUGGAUCUCACUAGAGUCAUUGACUCACCAGUGGAUGGGAGCGAUCCACCAGUCCCCUCGCUUGGAGUGACUCUCACCAGCUACUCUAGGUCCCCUCUCUGAGCUGGAGAUUUGGAAAAUUUCAGAGCUUUGCACAGACAUAAGGCACAGACCUACUAGUGGAUGUGAAAGUUCACCACCAGAACUUAUUCGGCAAAUGUAUUUCAAUCUGCACUUUUGUGCAUCUACUCUUUUCAGAAAAGGCAAAAGCCACUAUUUUGAAUUUUGUUGUUUCCAUCAACCUGUUCUUAUUCAAUACUUCAAAAUACGCAUAAAAAAACAUUGAUGGAAACACGCCUAGUGUAGAAAGGAUUGAAAGCUCCACUGUCAGUUAUCCUUUCUACAGUGGAUUGAUGACAGUCCAUUGUCAGAACAUAAUUUGACUUUGUGGUCUGGAAAAUUCAAACUCCUGUAAAGGAUUCUACUAAGAGCACAAAAGUGCUAGCUAAACAGACACCGUUUACAAUACUAUUCUAAUGUUUCAAUUCAUUCAGGAAGAGUCAAAACAUCUGGAGUUAUUGAACUCGGGGAAACGAGGUGUUAGAAAACAAGCCAGCGGUACUGUAUUACGCCGACACAUAUCAGGUUAGCUCUACUUUCCCUAUGACUAUAACAGAUAGUCAUAGGGAUUCAUCAGGUCUAUAGCUGAUGGUGAAGCGAUGUUUCUACCUCAAAACAACAUCUGUGUCAAUCAUUGUGUGACUGAGAGAAAGGAUACUUUGUUUCUCUUCACUGAAUCCAUUAAUGUUUAAGCAGUAUGUGAAUGUUAGCAUCAGACUACUUUAUUUUACUUAGUGAUGUACUCAGGGUUGACUCAAGAGGGAUUCACAUGCAUUAUUUAGACAUGCUUUUAAUUAUGAACUACUUGAGAAGGACAUAAAGCAAUACAUAUUGCUGCAAUACAGCAGCACAGUGUUGCUGCUGUAAAAAUCGUGUUAUGUGUUUCAUUAAAUAGUACUAUUACUUAUCAUUUAAGUUGUUUUGAAUAAAUCAUACAAAUAAC
Molecule: messenger RNA, 7029 nt
Organism: Xiphophorus maculatus (southern platyfish)
Lineage: Eukaryota; Metazoa; Chordata; Actinopteri; Cyprinodontiformes; Poeciliidae
Gene: paqr9
Product: progestin and adipoQ receptor family member 9
Exons: 1
Coding region: 891-2033 (380 amino acids)
Cellular component (GO): membrane
Molecular function (GO): signaling receptor activity
Source: RefSeq, a predicted model, not a curated record